Messenger RNA from Pisolithus orientalis, 2216 nucleotides. RefSeq names its product adaptin N terminal region-domain-containing protein. Gene Ontology annotation, molecular function: clathrin binding. Gene Ontology annotation, cellular component: membrane coat. The record is from RefSeq and is a predicted model, not a curated record. Lineage: Eukaryota; Fungi; Basidiomycota; Agaricomycetes; Boletales; Pisolithaceae. The transcript is spliced from 11 exons. Gene Ontology annotation, biological process: intracellular protein transport; vesicle-mediated transport. Bases 81 to 2216 code for a protein of 711 amino acids.
CAUCCACUCAGUGAGAUCGAUAGUUCAUCGUAUCUCUCACGUCCAUCCGUCGUCGCUAUAAUCUGCGUGUCCACCCCAGGAUGUCCUCUCAGCACGGGCAAGAUGCCAAAUUCUUUCAACGUGGAAAGAUCGAGGAAUUUCGAGCCGAACUUCAGGCCGCCGAAUCAAAGGACAAGAAGUAUCAGAAGCGGAAGACAGUCCUCAAGAAGAUUGUGGCCAAUAUCACCAUGGGGAACGACAUGUCACCUCUCUUUCACGAUGUGAUACAGUGCUAUAGGCACCCCUUUGCUGGAGAUCAAGAAAAGUCUAUCUUUACUUGGUCAGCUAUGGUCGUUCGAAGCCAGACCAAAUACACAUGGUCAUCCCGAGCUUCCUUCAGGACUGCAAUGAUCGAAAUCCCCUUGAUUCGGGCACUUGCCAUACGCACGAUGGCUUACAUCCCUAUACCUGUUGAUCGUGACCCAUACGUACGCAAGACAGCUGCGAUCUGCGUGGCUAAAUUAUAUGUAGCGGACCCGCGGAAAGCUGAGAAGGCCGGAUUUGUUGAGAUGCUCAGGGACAUGCUUCUUGAUUCUAAUGCGACUGUGGUGGCCAAUGCCGUUGCUGCGCUCUCAGAAAUUGGAGACCGCCAGGACGGUGUUAUAUUUCGACUUAACCUUACGGUCGCAAAUAAGCUCAUCGCUUCCCUCGGAGAAAGUUCGGAGUGGGGUCAGAUUUACAUCCUGGACUCUUUGCUGCGCUUUGUGCCUGAAGAACACUCCGAGGCUGAGAUGAUGGGCGAACGAAUCAUCGUGCAAUUGCAACAUGCUAAUUCGGCUGUGGUAUUGACCGCUAUUAAAGUGCUCCUCUACCUAAUGAAUUACAUGGAAAAUCGGCGAUUGAUUGAAUAUAUUUGCAAGAAGAUGGGACCGCCCUUGGUCGCUCUACUAUCCUCUGGACCAGAGGUCCAAUAUGUCACCCUUAGGAAUAUCUUGCUUAUUAUCCAGCGGCGACCGGCGGUGCUCAAAAACGAUGUUAAAGUUUUCUUUUGCAAAUAUAACGACCCCAUCUAUGUUAAACUAGCGAAGCUGGAAAUCAUGUAUCGUCUCGCACGCGAGGAGAAUGCGCAGGAAGUGCUGGCUGAGUUGGAAGAGUACGCGUCGGAGGUGGACAUCGACUUUGUACGCAAAUCUGUACGGUCAAUAGGUCGACUGGCGAUCAAAGUGGAAGCUGCUGCUGAUAAUUGCAUCCAAUCCUUACUGACUCUUAUUGAGACCAAAGUCACCUACGUCGUCCAAGAGGCCGUCAUCGUCAUAAAAGACAUCUUCAGACGGUAUCCCGGCAAGUAUGAAGGCAUCAUCCCGACACUGUGUGAAAACCUGGAUGUCCUGGAUGAACCUGAAUCGAAAGCUGCGAUGAUUUGGAUAUUGGGACAGUUCGCAAAUAGGAUCGAUAACGCCGACGAGUUGCUUGACGACCUUGUCUACAGUUUCUUGGAUGAACCUACUGAGGUUCAACUCGCUCUCCUUACCGCAACAGUUAAGCUUUUCAUCUACAAAUCAACCUCUGAUGCUACAAAAGCGCUGGUACACAAAGUUCUGAAAUGGGCGACAGAGAACGUUGACAACCCAGAUUUACGUGACCGCGGGUUCAUGUAUUGGAGAAUGCUAGCCGUGAACCCUACCUUGGCCCAAGAAUUAGUUCUCGCACAGAAGCCUGCAAUCACGACCGACUCCGACCGUAUGGAUCGAGGUGCACUUGAUCAAUUGCUGCUUCACACGGGAACCCUUGGAAGUAUCUACCAUAAGAAUCCGGAGCAGACAUUCAUUCGGAAUGCAGCGGGAAGAGCUUUGGUUGAUACGCCCGCUUUGAACCCCUCUUCCAGGGCAGUUAUUUUACCGCUUUCGCGACCGCACUUACCGCCGACCACGAUUACGGUCCAGGGACCAGGACCGAUAGAACCUACAUAUGUUCCCCCUGCCGAGCCGUCGAAGCUAGUGGCGUCCGCUACAUCAGAAGCAAGUGGCCAGGAUUUAUUGGAUGUAGAUAAUGCAAUCGCGAGACCGGGAAGUUACGACGGAGAGAUCGAUGUAGAUGGCGAGGACGAGGUUCCGGUGAAGACGGGUGACCCAUAUGCUAAUUUGGAUGGCGCUUUUGGCGGCUAUCUGGCUGAUAAACCCCAACCUAUGAGCAGUGGCAGGGGUGGCAACACCAACUUCGAUGAUUUGCUCCUUUGA